Paramacrobiotus metropolitanus is the source of this 759-nucleotide messenger RNA. RefSeq lists its product as uncharacterized. The coding region runs from base 47 to 637 and encodes 196 amino acids. The record is from RefSeq and is a predicted model, not a curated record. NCBI's taxonomy places the organism in Eukaryota, Metazoa, Tardigrada, Eutardigrada, Parachela, Macrobiotidae. The transcript has a single exon.
GUCACUGCGGACAAAAAAUUUUGUAAUAAAAGUCUGUGAUAGAGCGAUGUUGCAGGCUAAUGUAACUACUCGUUCGUCCGCGCGUACAGGAAUCUUAUCUUCUAAGUACCACGAUUCCCAUCCUUGGAAGCAUUUGUCUCCCAGGAGCACUUCUGUUUCCGCACCGGACCUAGCCUGUAGCAGUUUCCGUCGUCCCUCGCAGUUCUCGUAUUUCCACGUUGAUUCUCGUUGGCCUUCGGUACCACCCGAGAGCACCGCUUCCCUGGGUAGUCUGACAGCAGCACCUCGUCGUCAGCUUACCCCUGCAAGUGAAGACGAGGAAGAGGAAGUAAGUGCGAAGAGUUCUGCAAAGCUGUCGCCUGAAGGUGACCAACAUACUCCGUUAACAUUGAAAGAAAGCGUGGCUUUGCAUGCUGGAAAGGUCAAGAGCCAGCUUCACGCUGAAGACACCGACAGCAGGCUCAUUUUGGCGGAUAUGAAGGAAAGCUUAACGGGAUUUUUCAAAGUGCUAUGUAAUCCAGGAGAAAAAUGGGACACCGGUCUGAAAGUACGAACUGGGGGACCGCUAGAAAUCGCAAAAUCAUGGCGAUUGAAAGAUUUGGAAAAGAAGAUGUUAGAAGAUCCUUUUCUCCACUAAACAGAUAUAUGCAUUUUCCGUUUCAUGAACUGCAAAAUUACGCUUCCUCUUCUGUUGGAUUAUUUGGGGCAAAAUAGCCUAAAUGCAAAUAUCCAGUCAAAAAUAAAAAGAGUUUGCAACUG